AUGCUGCAGGAUAAGGGCCUGUCGGAGAGCGAGGAGGCCUUCCGGGCCCCGGGCACAGCGCUCGGGGAGGCCAGCACCACCAACGCCACCAACGUCCCCGAGCCCGCGCUGGCCGCGCCGGGUCUUAGCGGAGCAACUCUUGGCAGCCCCCCGGGCCAGGGCGCCGACGUCGCCGCUGCCGCCGCGGAUUCUCCUCCCUCCCAUCCCCAGACCAUCGAGAACAUCAAGGUGGGGCUGCACGAGAAGGAGCUGUGGAAGAAGUUCCACGAAGCGGGCACCGAGAUGAUCAUCACCAAGGCCGGCAGGAGGAUGUUCCCCAGCUACAAGGUGAAAGUCACGGGCAUGAACCCCAAGACCAAGUACAUCCUGCUCAUCGACAUCGUCCCGGCAGAUGACCAUCGCUAUAAGUUCUGUGACAACAAGUGGAUGGUCGCUGGGAAGGCUGAGCCAGCCAUGCCGGGGAGGCUUUAUGUCCACCCAGACUCUCCUGCCACAGGGGCCCACUGGAUGCGGCAGCUGGUCUCUUUCCAGAAGCUGAAGCUGACCAACAACCACCUGGACCCCUUUGGCCAUAUCAUCCUCAACUCCAUGCAUAAGUACCAGCCACGGCUGCACAUCGUUAAGGCCGAUGAGAACAAUGCUUUUGGCUCCAAAAACACAGCCUUUUGCACCCACGUGUUCCCAGAGACAUCCUUCAUCUCCGUGACCUCCUAUCAGAACCACAAGAUCACACAGCUGAAAAUUGAGAACAACCCUUUUGCCAAGGGAUUCCGGGGCAGUGACGACAGCGACCUGCGUGUGGCCCGGUUGCAGAGCAAGGAGUAUCCGGUGAUCUCCAAAAGCAUCAUGAGGCAGAGGCUCGUCUCCAGUCAGCUCUCAGCUAAGCCCGACGUCAGUCCCCUGCACAGCGCGCACCAGGCGCUGCAGCACUACCAGUUUGAGAACGGGGCCCACAUGCAGUUCGCUGCUGCAGAGCCCCAGGACCUGCCCCUCAACACCUUCCCAACGCAGAGGGACUCCAGCCUCUUCUACCACUGCCUGAAGCGCAGAGACAGUGCCCGCCACCUGGACUUACCCUGCAAGCGAUCCUAUCUGGAAACCCCCUCUUCGGUGGGGGAUGAUCACUACUUCCGCUCUCCCCCUCCCUACGACCAGCAGAUGCUGAGCCCUUCCUACUGCAGCGAGGUAACCCCCAGAGAGGCCUGUAUGUACUCGAGUUCAGGGCCCGAGAUUGCGGGGGUGUCUGCUGUGGACGACUUGCCCCCGCCCCCACUGAGCUGUAACAUGUGGACGUCGGUCUCGCCGUACACCAGCUACAGCGUGCAGACCAUGGAGACUGUGCCUUACCAACCCUUUCCCGCACACUUCGCCACCACCACGAUGAUGCCACGACUGCCCACCAUCUCAGCCCAGAGCCCCCAGCCACCAGGAAAUGCCCACUUCAGUGUAUACAAUCAGCUGCCCCAGUCUCAGGCCCGAGAGCGGGGGCCCUCCACUUCCUUCCCUAGAGAGCGUGGCCUCCCCACAGUGUGCGAGAGGAAGCCGCCCUCCCCACACCUGAACGCUGCCAAUGAGUUCCUCUACUCCCAGAGCUUCUCCUUGACCCGAGAAUCAUCCUUGCAGUACCAUUCAGGAGUGGGGACUGUGGAGAACUGGACUGAUGGAUGACGUGACCGCUGUAUCCUUGACAACCCCAGGACCAUGUCAAUCCAGUAUUAACCUCUGUGGGUGGCUGGCACUACCAAGAAACAUGGGAAGGUAUUCCAGAAGGGGUGUGUGUGUGUGUGUGUGUGUGUGUGCGUGCGUGUGCGUGCUUGUGUUUCUACAUGUGUGUGUGUGGCUGGAGAGCAUCUGUCUUCUGACAUGCAGCUAAGGCCAAGACAAGAAAAAAGAUACAACUGUCUAGGAAGUAAUUUUGACUUCAGGAGCCAAGUCCUUUGUUACCUGGCAUCUCUUGACAUGCCCUGGGUGGAUCGAAGUGGAGGGCUCACGAGUUAUCUAGAUAGAGGUUUUUGAAAUAUACUCUGAUUUACUCAGGGGCCAGCUGAGGUCUCUGGCACAAGGAGGGCCUUUCUUGGCUGGAAUUGGGGGUAUCUGUGCUUGCUUAGGGUUCUUGGCCCUCUACCUGUAAGGGGAGCCGCCCACCACUCUUAGGAACAGGAGUACCCCACUCCUUUGGCUUCUGGAGAUGUAUGAGACUACCUGAGCCUUAGAGUACUGUGAGGGUGGAGCUGGCCAUCCAUCAACCUGGGCUUGGAUUCUUGAAGCUCCAGGGUCUGAGGCUGACUUGCAGAAAGAAUUCCGGUGCUUGCUUCCUUCAAGAGGGGGGAAAUGCCACCAUUUUAUCUCUGUCCAUCAUCAUGAAGGUCAGAGCCCCUCCCCCCAGCCCCAGCAUGUGACCUCUCAGCCUGUCAGAUACCAUCUGCAGCCUGUGAUGGGCAGUCAAACACACCUUACCUGGCAACAUCCCAAACUGAUGUUCCACGUCUGCUGGACCCAUUCAGCGCCUAGGAAAAUCCACAUCCCCAGAGCAAGGAAGCUGGCAGAAGGAAGCAGAUAACUGAGAAAGAGCACUUCAGUGGUCCAGCUCAGAGGAGCAGAUGAUUCUUCCAGAGUGGGGAAUGAGGAGAGCAGGCACUCAGUCCAUCAGCUUCCAAUGUCACCAGAGUGUCAGGUGUGGUCGGAGUGAACUCGAAAGCAGAACCUGGAAAUCACUAAACUCUUUGCAUGCUGAAUAGCUAUUUAUAUAUUAUAUAAAUAAAUAUAUAAAUAAAUAUAUCUAUAUCUCACAAAUGCGGGCCACAUGUCAAAUUCAGCUUUGCUUUUUACAAAUAAACUUACUGAAAAUGAAUGCUGGAGGGAGUAUUUGGAAAGACAUCUAUUUAAAUUUUUAUUGCAUUUGAUGUUAUCUAAGAAUGGUUUAGAUAUAACAUAUUAUAUAUAUAUAUUAUAAAUGCACACACUACAGAUAAAGCUUUAUUAGAAAACACAUUAGCUGACAGGUGGUAUGAAACUUCCAAGUGUUUUGGUAUAUAGCAUGGACAUUUUAUUUUGCAUAUUGAGACAUAAAGCCAUCUUACAACUGUGAAGUGUGUGUGUCCUUUAUU
This is a messenger RNA of Myodes glareolus (Bank vole), 3107 nucleotides long. Lineage: Eukaryota; Metazoa; Chordata; Mammalia; Rodentia; Cricetidae. The record is from RefSeq and is a predicted model, not a curated record.